UAAUAUGUGUGAACGAACUUCGAUUUGUCCCUUAAAUUUGCUCAAUGUUUUUAUUUUGUAAAAGGCUAAAGCCUGUCAGUUUAUUUGAAUCUCUAUGGACGGGUUAACGUGAGGAUAAAAAAACCCAUUUCGCCAAGUUAUUAAACGGACUGUCCAGUGAUUAUGUACAGGAGUAUACAGUUAAAAGAAUCAAAGAUAACUUUCGUUACGUGGUAAAGUAAUUUAAAAUAACUCGCUACCGGUACUGAGAUUGGUAAACAAGCAUGUCGUCGCCGUCCAAGAAACGUUACAAGAAGCAAACGUGGUACAUGCGAUUUAUGUACAAGAGAUUGCCCAUCAUAAAAACGGUGCCCGAAUACAAUUCGGAAAAGGCUUUGGCGGAUUUUAUAGCUGGUAUUACAGUAGGACUUACGGUCAUACCACAGGCGCUGGCUUACGCGACUCUAGCUGGAUUGCACCCGCAGUAUGGUUUGUACUCGUCAUUCAUGGGAUGUUUUGUCUACGCAAUAUUUGGUUCAUGCAAAGACAUCACAUUAGGCCCCACUGCGCUUUUGGCACUCAUGACAUAUGAGCAAAUACAGGGACGAAACUUCGACUACGCCGUACUUCUAUGUUUCCUAACUGGCGUAGUUCAGCUGGCUAUGGGAAUAUUGCACUUGGGUGUCCUUAUAGACUUUAUAUCGGUACCAGUUACGGUUGGAUUCACGUCAGCAACCUCCGUUAUAAUCGCCGUUUCACAACUGAAAGGAUUAUUUGGACUCCAAUUUAGAUCCAAAGGAUUUAUGGAUAAUGUGAAAAAGGUUUUUGUGAACAUUCCCAAUGCCAAUUUAGCAGAUAGUACUUUAGGUAUUGCGUGUAUAAUUAUACUACUUAUAAUGAGGAAAAUAAAAGACGUGAACUUGCCGCAAAAUCAGAAAGGUUUAAAGAAAACCUUGUGGCUAUUGUCUACAUCGCGUAACGCUAUAAUUGUGGUGAUGUGCUCUCUGAUAGCUUAUGCGUGGGACUCUUACACAAAAUCACCCUUCAAACUUACCGGUACCGUAAAAGAAGGACUCCCAUCUUGGUCGCUACCGCCAUUCGGCACGCAGUUAGGCGAGAGAAAUGUGACAUUUGUCGAAAUGUGCUCCGACUUGGGGUCGUCGAUAGUACUCGUGCCAAUUAUCGGAGUGCUGGGCAACGUUGCCAUCGCUAAAGCUUUUGCAAGCGGGGAGUCUGUAGAUGCGACACAAGAGCUUAUAACGCUCUCUUUGGCAAACAUCCUUGGAUCGUUCGUUAGCGCGAUGCCAAUAACGGGUUCGUUUUCACGCAGCGCCGUCAAUCACGCGAGUGGCGUCGCCACGCAAUUUGGAAGCAUUUUUACAGGUAUUUUAGUCCUACUAGCCCUAAGUCUACUCACACCAUACUUUUACUACAUUCCGAAGGCGUCGCUAGCCGCUGUCGUCAUAUGCGCGGUCAUAUUCAUGAUAGAGUACGAGGUGGUAAAACCGAUGUGGCGCUCUCGACGCGCCGACCUCGUGCCAGCAUUUGCCACUUUUGCCCUGUGCCUCAUAGUUGGCGUCGAAUUGGGAAUUGUGGCUGGCGUAUUGCUAAACGUCAUAUUGUUGUUAUAUCCCAGUGCGAGACCUCAAAUGGAUGCUGAAAUUAUAACGAAUAACACAGGGUCCAGUUACCUUUUAAUUACCGUGGGAAACAGUCUAUAUUUCCCCGGCGUGGAAUACAUAAGACAGUAUGUUACUCGCGCGGCGAAGAAACAGGGAGGCUGCAGUAUGCCGGUAGUGAUCGACUGCAGAUAUGUUCUUGGAGCUGAUUUCACCGCAGCCAAAGGCAUUUGUGCGUUAUCCAACACAUUAUGUUCCCGUGGUCAACCGCUCGUAUUACUAUCUCCAAGGACCAAUGUAGCGUCCGUAUUUACCGGAGCUGGCUCCAGCGUAGUCGUGGUCAUGACUGCUGCGGAACUGGACUCCACUUUACAAGAACUAACGGGUCAAAUAGCUUUACCAGUAAUAAAUGGAGAAGGGAAGCGUAUAACGCCUCCGCCUCCGUACAAAUCUCUAAGUCAAGUCGACGAUGACGUCAUAGAAGUCGUCAUAGCCGAAGAAAGAAAUAGUACACCUUUACUAACCACUCCAAAUGGUCGCCGAAGAAGCUUAUCAAAGGAAUUGCACGACACGUGACGUCAAUUUCAUUAGGUUAGAAUUAUUGUAAUGAAAUUUUUAUACUGCCGAUCGAAGCUAAAUUAGCCCGUGUAUUACUUAAACUGUUUCUGAUCCAUUAAGAUUUUUACAAUUAGGUGUGUACCUAAAUAAUACCUAUGAAAACGUAGAACAUUGUGAAUGUACAUUUUUAUUUGCUAAAUUGUAAUUGCUGAUACGAAACAAAAUGUCUCGCUUAAGAUUGUAACGCAUUAUAGAAGUCUAUCAUGGCGGUAAGAGCGAACAAGGUGGGGAAGUAUGGACAUCUUGAGGUUGCGGACAGAAAUUCGGCGUGGUUUGCAAUAUCCUUUUAAUACUGGUUUUUUGUUUGAGCCAAGCAAGUCUGUUGACUAAAAGAACUAAUGGCCCGAAAAACAGGAAAAUAAAUCAUUAAAAAAAUUGUUAACUAACUAGGAAAAGCGGGCUGAACUAGUUUACCAUAAUCAGGUCAACGGAACUCUUACCGAGUGUCAGCAUUAAUCAAACAUUAAUGCCCGUUUUCACUAACUCGAGGAAUCGCCUAAAUCGAACGCCUU
Pararge aegeria (speckled wood butterfly) is the source of this 2728-nucleotide messenger RNA. RefSeq names its product sodium-independent sulfate anion transporter-like. NCBI's taxonomy places the organism in Eukaryota, Metazoa, Arthropoda, Insecta, Lepidoptera, Nymphalidae. The coding region runs from base 264 to 2174 and encodes 636 amino acids. The transcript is spliced from 13 exons. Gene Ontology annotation, molecular function: sulfate transmembrane transporter activity. Gene Ontology annotation, biological process: transmembrane transport. Gene Ontology annotation, cellular component: membrane. The record is from RefSeq and is a predicted model, not a curated record.